AUGGCAUUUCAGAAAAUCCUGGCUUUUAUUGGCAUAAUUUUACUUGUAAGAAUUUUUCUCGGAAAACAUAUAACUAUACACGACUCGUAAUUUAUAUCUUCCACAAAAACAGUUUGUACUGACAAAAAAAAUAACGGUCAAAAGGCGGAAUGUUGAAAAUACUAAGCGAUUGCAUACGCACCUCAUUCAAUGUAAUUAUACAGAACAUGAUUCAAUAAGACUUGACACACAAUAUGCUUCAAGUGAUUUGGAAACCAGAAUAUUAAGCACAUAAAUAGAGCAAGUGGUUCCAGUAACAAAGUGUUCCUCUUUUUUCAGGGAGUAGCAAUAGCUGACGAUGACAGACUGAUCAAACGCGAUAUAAACGUUUAUCGUUCACAAGUCAAGAUAACUGCGUACAAUGCACAUGGACAGGUACGUAUUUCUUUUAAUGAUAAUAUAUUUAGUGCUUUCCCAGUUUAAGAGAUAAAAAGCCAAAUUACUUUUCGUUUGAUUUAUAACUGUAAAACUAGAGAAGAAAACAGCUAAAGUGCGACUCAGUUUUGCAGCAUAUCCAGCAUAUCAUACUGUAAUAGAAAUUUUCCGCAGAGCAAAGCUCAGUUUUCUUUAAGUGUAUCUUAAUACUGAAGAAAGACUUAUUUUUUGUUUCUUCUAGGUUAAGGUCGUCGCCACCAACGAAACCGAACAGAAGCCAAAUUCAUUCCGCCCAACUUCCUGCAUUGAUUAUCUGCGCCGUGGGAUCUCUGAAAGUGGCAGAUACAAACUUUACGACCAGAGUGGAAAGAGUUACACCGCUUAUUGUGACAUGAAGUCCGAAUUAAACACAGCAUGGACAAUGGUGAUGUCAUGGUGUACCACAAAUCGAAAGCUCCCAGCGUUUGUGAAAAUCCCCUUCAAGUACAACUCCCCUCAAAACGAGGACGCCCUCAACUGGGAUCUUUACCGCUUAAGUCUGGCGCGAAUGAGAUUCUUACAGGGCCAGUCGACUCACUGGCGAGCAACAUGCAGCUACCCGAUAAAAGGUAUUGAUUUUAGAGAUUACCUUCGGGGAAACUUCAAAGACUUCAACAUCUUUGAUUUCACUGGAGGCAAGUGCAAGAAAGUGGAAUACGUCAACAUCCGGGGACACGUGGGCACGGAUCUGACGGCGCCUUUCUGGCAGAGUCUUAAUAAAUGGACUCUGCAUAUUGACAGUACCCACACCCACUGUCAGUUUAAGGCGGCUAGGUCUGGUGCAGUGUCAAGUGAAGACAACUUUGGUUGGUAUGGAGAUGGCCUCAGCACUAAAUUCCGAUGCACGGAAACAGCCGAAUCCACCACCCAGUAUUGGUUUGGUGCUCACCGCUAA
This is a messenger RNA of Porites lobata, 1348 nucleotides long. Lineage: Eukaryota; Metazoa; Cnidaria; Anthozoa; Scleractinia; Poritidae. The record is from the annotation of a GenBank genome assembly.